This is a messenger RNA of Melampsora larici-populina 98AG31, 456 nucleotides long. RefSeq lists its product as uncharacterized. The record is from RefSeq and is a predicted model, not a curated record. The transcript has 4 exons. The coding region runs from base 1 to 456 and encodes 151 amino acids. NCBI's taxonomy places the organism in Eukaryota, Fungi, Basidiomycota, Pucciniomycetes, Pucciniales, Melampsoraceae.
AUGCUUUUGACAAUGAUUUUUGUGCUUCAUCUCUUGUUGUUGUGCUUUGCAGGAAGCAAGGCAUUUGACAUCACGUCACCUACCGAAACUACAAACUGGGAUAUAUCUGCUCCAAUUGAGAUCGAAUGGUCUGCCGCUUCAACCGACCCGGAAAAAUUCAAUCUUCAAAUCACAAACCGGGAUCCAAAUUCUUAUCCUGAAGGCAUCACGGAAGUUGUAAAGCAAGAUCUAAGUUCUAGCAAUGGGAAGGUAAAGCUGGACUUAUCGGGCGACGAUCAUCUUAAAUCUGGAACAGGUUAUACCAUCAAUUUCAUCAAAAGCCAAUCCGAUGAGAUCUUGGCACAGUCACACCCUUUCAGUCUCACUAAUGAUCAAUACAACUCGAAGGGUGUUGUAGUACUUAUAGCACAACAAGGGCUAUACAGUGCUUUGAAAGAGGAUAAUCUGAAGAUAUAA